UUCAAGUACCAAACGGCCUAAAUAUUGGCCAUUCCACAAAGCAUGCUCUUUUUUGAACGAAUACAAAGCAUAUCUUUUGGCGAUUUCAUAUAAGUAUAGAAUUCUACACACAUCAAAGAAACGAGAGACAUGUCAAGAUCCGACACCAUCCUUAAACUGUUGCAAGGCUGCAACAGUCUCCAAAGGCUUCAGAAAAUCCAUGCACACGUCAUCACCAACGGUCUUCAACACCACCCCGCCAUUUCCACCAAACUCGUCCACUUCUGCGCUGUCUCGGUUUCUGGCUCCUUGUCCUACGCACAGCUUCUCUUCCAUCACAUUGAUAAUCCUCAAACACAAGCUUGGAAUUCCAUUAUCAGAGGCUUUGCCAAUAGCCCAUCUCCUCUCCAAUCCAUUCUUUAUUACAAUGACAUGUUUUCUUCUUUGGUUUCUCGCCCUGACACCUUUACUUUCUCAUUUGUGCUCAAGGCCUGCGAGAGAGUUAAGGCUGAGAACAAGUGUAGAGAGGUUCAUGGGACUAUAAUACGAUGUGGGUAUGAGAGGGAUGUUGUUGUUUGUACUAAUCUUGUAAGGUCUUAUGUGGGAAAUGGAUUCAUUGGGGUUGCAAAGAAGGUGUUUGAUGAUAUGUCUGAAAGGGACUUGGUUUCUUGGAAUUCAAUGAUUUCUUGCUACUCUCAAGCUGGUUUUCACUACGAGGCGUUGAAGGUGUAUGAUGAGAUGAAGAAUGAGAAUGUGGGUCUUGAUGGGUUUACUCUUGUUGGAUUACUUUCGUCUUGCGCUCACGUGGGCGCGUUGAAUGUUGGGGUUAAUCUGCAUAGGAUUGCUUGUGAAGAGGGGUUUGUGAAGAAUGUUUAUGUUGGAAAUGCACUUAUAGAUAUGUAUGCAAAAUGUGGUUGCUUGGAUGAUGCUUUUUGCAUCUUUGAUAGUAUGCAGAAGCGGGAUGUUUUUACUUGGAACUCGAUGAUUGUUGGGUAUGGAGUGCAUGGUCAUGGGGAUGGAGCAAUCUCUUUCUUUAGGCAGAUGUUGAUGGCAGGAGUUCAACCAAAUUCCAUCACAUUCCUUGGUUUGUUGUGUGGAUGCAGUCACCAAGGCUUGGUUGAGGAGGGUGUUGAGUAUUUCCACAUGAUGAACACGAAGUUCAAUUUGAAGCCUGGAAUUAAGCAUUAUGGCUGCAUUGUGGAUUUGUUUGGACGAGCUGGGAAGCUUGAAAAGGCACUUGAUAUGAUAGGGACUUCUCCCUCACAAGAUGAUCCAGUCCUAUGGCGCACUUUGCUUGGAUCUUGCAAGAUUCACAAGAAUGUGAAAAUAGGGGAGAUUGCCAUGAGGAAUCUGGUUCAGCUUGGGGCAUCAAAUGCAGGGGACUAUAUUCUGCUUGCUGCGAUAUAUGCUGGAGCCAAAGAUACAGAUGGUAUUGCAAAGAUGAGAAAAUUGAUCAAAAGCCAGGGAAUAAAGACAACCCCGGGAUGGAGCUGGAUUGAAGUUGGUGAUCAAAUUCAUAAAUUUGUUGUGGAUGACAAGUCACAUCCUGAUUUUGUUGAAAUUUAUCACAAACUGAGAGAAGUAAUCAGUCAGGCUGCUUUGCUUGGUUAUGUGCCAGAGGAGUCUUUAAUCUCUGUGGCUGAUUUGAUUACAGAAGAGUGCCUAGAAACCUCCACAUCAUAUCAUAGUGAGAAGUUGGCAAUUGCUUUUGGGUUGGCAAGAACUCCAAAAGGAACAUCUAUACGAAUUGUUAAGAAUUUAAGAGUUUGUAAAGAUUGCCAUUCAUUUACAAAAUAUGUUUCGAAAGCAUUUAAUAGAGAAAUAAUUGUUAGGGACAGAGUUCGGUUCCAUCACUUCAAAGACGGAGUUUGUUCUUGCAAAGACUACUGGUGAUGACUGAUGAUAGUCAAUUAAAUUUCUCCAAGAAGUAUCACACGAUUAUCUAGCACCAACACUUUAGGCUUCGGAGACCAUGCUAUCAUCAGUUGGUUGGUUUUGACUUUUGACAGAGAUUUUCUUAUCAAACCUUAUGCUUGUGUAACAUGCGUGAGAUACAGGGGGCCUGGAAUUCACCCUUUCCCAUAUCCUUGGGGAUCUCUCAUAGUGCAUUGGCUCUAAGUUUAUUAGAAUUCCUUAAAGCAAGGGAAAAAUUGCUUUCUUCCUUUUGCUGGUAUAUUUCUUUACUUGCUGUGUCAGUUGGAUGCUACUUCCAGUAUUUACAUUCUCAGGAAUUCUGUUCAUUUGGUUCAAUCCCUCUGGCCGUGACUGCAAUCCCAAUGUCUCCUUCAUUGUCAUGGCUCUGACACUUGUUUCAUUUGCAGUUAUUGCAUUGCAUCCAGCUGUAAGCAUGACAUUGUUAAGACCGUAAAAGACAUAUAAACUGACCAAGGCAAAACCUUCUUUGGGGCUAAUUCCUGUGUUCAAAGCAUUUUGACAUCAAAAGCAUUGGUCCAAUAGCAGCCAUAUCUACAUUCUACAAAUGCACCUCCUUCCCCUCUGAUCCUUGUCUUCUGCGCGCUCACAGCUGGAUCUGUUAGAACAACUCACUUCCACUAGUUCAGCAGUUGAUGGUUAUGAAAGUGAUGGCAGCUCCCAGAGACUUACAAUUCGUGACCAGCUAGCACGAUUAGUUGGAGACAGAGA
Quercus robur (English oak) is the source of this 2622-nucleotide messenger RNA. Its product is annotated as pentatricopeptide repeat-containing protein At3g56550. Gene Ontology annotation, molecular function: RNA binding; protein binding; zinc ion binding. Gene Ontology annotation, biological process: RNA modification. Lineage: Eukaryota; Viridiplantae; Streptophyta; Magnoliopsida; Fagales; Fagaceae. The transcript has 5 exons. Bases 130 to 1872 code for a protein of 580 amino acids. The record is from RefSeq and is a predicted model, not a curated record.